ACGAAAGCGAAAGGCUCCUGAAGCGUCAAGGACAGUCUCUGUUGAUAUUACGCUGCCAUGGCGCUUCCUCUGCGACAGAUCAAGCCCAAGAACGCUCGGACGAAGCGGUAUCUCGACAACAAGGGACCCCAAGCGGUCGAGAACCCACGAACCACACUCUUCCUCAAAUACACCUCCUGCUCCGAAGUCCUCAGUCUCGUCUUGAAGGAUCUGUAUGCGCUCAAACGACCGCUCGCCAUCAAGUUCAGCGGCAAAAACAACACCCACCCCUUUGAGGACCCGACAAGCUUCGAGUUCCUCAGCGACAAGAACGAUGCCAGUCUCAUCGCCUUCGCGAGCCACAGCAAAAAGCGGCCGCAUUGCCUCACACUAGCCCGGACGUUCGAGUACAAAGUGCUGGACAUGCUGGAGUUACUCGUUGAACCGGACACGAUGCGAACACUAGACCAGUUCAAGAACGACAAGCCCGGCGUGGGCUUGAAACCCCUUAUUACUUUCUCCGGUUCCGCCUUCGACAGCCCAAGCGCGAACGCGUACACCCUCGCGGCGAGCCUUUUGUUAGACCUCUUCAAGGGACCUGACGUCAAAGAGAUUGAAGUAGAAGGCCUGCAGUACAUGAUCCACUUCUCCGUCGCAGAGGAAACAGACACCCAGCCGAAACCGCCCAUUCACAUGCGCACCUACCUCCUCAAGACCAAGCGGGCACCCAACUCCACCCUACCCAAAGUCGAGGUAGAAGAGAUGGGUCCUAGGAUCGAUUUCAGAGUGGGCAGGAUAAAGCAAGCAGAUCCGGACAUGUGGAAGGAAGCAAUGCGGAAGCCGAAGGGUCAAGAGGCCAAGACCAAGAAGAAUGUCGAGACGGAUAUGGUUGGUGAUCAAGUGGGGAGGAUACAUUUGGGCAAGCAGGAUCUGGGGAAGUUGCAGACGAGGAAGAUGAAGGGGUUAAAGAGGGUGAGGGAGGCGGAGGAUGUCAUCGAUGGCGCGGAGGAGGAUGAGGUGGUGUUUGAGCCGGAGAAGAGGGCGAGGGUUGAGGCGUGAUGGCAGACUUCUGGGUUGAGGACCUAUGGGUGGUAUUCACAUCGAGCGUUCUUAGCGAGGCGUUGGCGACUAUGCAUUGAAGUCUAGCGGAGGCACCUGCGUUCUAUGUCUUCGUGCAUUCGGGCCCGUAACAGCCGAUUUCGCCUUGGUUUACGACUCUUCUGUAUGGUACGAGUUACCGUCUGGUCUCGACUCGCUCCUUCUUUCUCAUAUUAAGUUAAUCACUGGUGCGGCACGGCGAUUGCCGUAAAUGCCGCCCGACUAA
Messenger RNA from Baudoinia panamericana UAMH 10762, 1303 nucleotides. RefSeq lists its product as uncharacterized. Bases 58 to 1038 code for a protein of 326 amino acids. The transcript has a single exon. NCBI's taxonomy places the organism in Eukaryota, Fungi, Ascomycota, Dothideomycetes, Mycosphaerellales, Teratosphaeriaceae. Gene Ontology annotation, cellular component: nucleolus. Gene Ontology annotation, molecular function: rRNA binding. Gene Ontology annotation, biological process: maturation of LSU-rRNA from tricistronic rRNA transcript (SSU-rRNA, 5.8S rRNA, LSU-rRNA); ribosomal large subunit assembly. The record is from RefSeq and is a predicted model, not a curated record.